Gastrolobium bilobum is the source of this 741-nucleotide messenger RNA. RefSeq lists its product as uncharacterized. The transcript is spliced from 4 exons. NCBI's taxonomy places the organism in Eukaryota, Viridiplantae, Streptophyta, Magnoliopsida, Fabales, Fabaceae. The record is from RefSeq and is a predicted model, not a curated record. The coding region runs from base 1 to 741 and encodes 246 amino acids.
AUGCCAACACGGCAUGAAUAUCUUCUGUCUUUCAACUUGAGGACGGACGUGAAAUCCAUUGUUGAUGCUACGAUUCCUGAGCGUGGUUUUGAUUUUGCUGAAUUUGACGUUAUUGAGAAAGAAUCCUCUGACUCUCCUUAUUUAAUAGGUGAUGGGAUUGGUGUAUUGUGUUAUUCGCUUUCAAUUAAGAUUUUGUAUAUAGGACGUAAGGCUGAAACCCUUGUUAUUUGUUGUGUAGACGUCAUUGGUUUGCUGUCUGGAAUUGGGGAAGUACGUGAACAUGUCAUCUCUGGUAGGAAUACAAAAAUGGUUGUCGUGGAGCUUGACAACCUGAGGGGUCAGAAACUUGAAUGCACUUUGUGGGAGUCAUACGUAGACGAGGUCCAAACUUUCUUAGCAAAGAAUCAGAGUGCUCAAAAUGUUAUAAUACUUCAGCUUGCAAGGAUAAAGGGUUUUAGGGGAAAGAUUGGAAUAGCUAAUACAAAGUAUACGACGAAAAUUCUUUUUGAUUUCAAUAUACCUGAGAUUGUAGAGUUCAAAAAAAGGCUUUCCGGUGAUCUGAUGGAAAGUAGUCAGAUGUUGACUCAGUUGUCAAGCCCAUCUUCAUAUUCUUAUGAAAAUGAUUUUCUCAAGGAUACAGAGAGGAAAUUUCUUACUGAUAUUAAGAAUUGCAUAGAUGCUACUACUUGCAUUACUUAUGGAUAUCAACUUAAAAAACUUACAAUGAGCCAAUCGCAAUAA